Effrenium voratum is the source of this 2088-nucleotide messenger RNA. The record is from the annotation of a GenBank genome assembly. NCBI's taxonomy places the organism in Eukaryota, Dinophyceae, Suessiales, Symbiodiniaceae.
AUGCCCGAUCUUCUGCUUGAGCUGUUCAGCGAAGAAAUUCCGGCCCGUAUGCAACGCAAGGCGGCCGAUGAACUGAAAUCCCUUGUGACCAAUGCUUUGGUGGACUCGGGCCUGCCAUAUGAGGGCGCCAAGGCGUUUGCGACACCACGUCGCCUGGCACUUCAUGUCGCCGGAGUGCCUGCCGGGUCGGCGGCCAAACGAGAGGAACGCAAGGGACCGCGUGUUGGCGCGCCGGAAAAGGCCGUCGAGGGAUUUCUGCGCGGUGCGGGACUUGCCUCGAUUGAAGACGCAACUAUCCGCAACGAUCCGAAGAAGGGCGAUUUUUAUGUCGCCGUGAUUGAAAAACCGGGCCGUUCCGCCAUCGACAUCAUUGCCGAGUUCAUGCCGGGAAUUCUGCGCGGGUUCCCCUGGCCGAAAUCCAUGCGAUGGGGCACGACGCCGACCCGCUGGGUCCGUCCACUGCAUUCGAUCGUUGCGACCUUCGGGCCGGAAACGGAAGAACCCGACGUUGUGCCGUUUGAGUUCGACGGUAUCGCAUCGGGUCAGACGACAAGAGGCCAUCGUUUCCUCGCGGAUGAAGCGUUUGAUGUGCGCCGCUUCGAUGAUUAUGCGACAGGGCUGGAAAAGCACAAGGUUGUGCUGGACUCGGACCGGCGCAAGGAAAUCAUCCUGAACGACGCCAAGGAUCGUGCGCUGGCUCUUGGUCUGGACCUGGUUGAGGAUCCCGGCCUGUUGGAUGAAGUCGCCGGCCUCGUUGAGUGGCCUGUGGUACUGACCGGCAGCUUCGACGAGGCAUUUCUGGAAAUUCCGGAUGAGUGCAUUCAGCUCACCAUCCGCGUCAACCAGAAGUGUUUUGUUCUGAAGAACCCGACAACCGGGCGUCUUGCCAACAGAUUCGUUCUUGUUUCAAACAUUCAGGCCGUUGACGGUGGCAAGCUGAUCGUCGCCGGCAAUGAAAAGGUGAUCCGGGCGCGCCUCGCCGAUGCCCGCUUCUUCUGGGAUACGGACCUGAAGUCAAGCCUGUCUGACAAUCUGCCCAGGCUUGAUGAUGUGAAAUUCCAUGAAAAGCUCGGCAGUGUCGGAGCCCGUGUAAAGCGCCUUGUUUCUCUGUCCGCCGAACUCGCGCCGAUAGUCGGUGCCGAUGCGUUGAAGGCCAGGCGGGCAGCCGAACUUGCCAAGGCGGACCUUGUGUCCAACAUGGUUUUCGAAUUCCCGGAACUUCAGGGCCUCAUGGGCCGGUACUAUGCGACCGCGCAAGGCGAGGACGCUUCUGUCGCAAUCGCAAUUGAAGAGCACUACAAGCCACAGGGUCCAAGCGAUAACGUACCGACCGAUCCGGUAGCAGUCAGUGUCGCACUUGCUGAAAAGCUGGACCUGCUGGCUGGCUUUUGGGCCAUUGAUGAGAAACCGACCGGAUCAAAAGAUCCAUACGCGCUCCGUCGCGCUGCACUCGGGGUAAUCCGGAUCGUGCUGGACAAUAGCCACAGGAUAAGGCUGGGCGAUGCGGUUCGUUCGGCGUUGGGCUUGAUUGAUGUCGACGUGGCUGAUGAGGAUGCGCUUGUCGGCGACCUGCUUUCCUUCUUCGGCGAUCGGUUGAAGGUGCACCUGAAGGAUGAGGGUGCACGCCACGAUCUGAUCGAUGCCGUCUUUGCGCUGGACGGGCAGGAUGAUCUUCUGAUGGUCGUCAAGCGUGUCGAAGCGCUCGGCAGCUUCGUAUCCUCCGACGAUGGAGCCAACCUGCUCGCAGGUUACAAGCGUGCGGUCAACAUUCUGAAGGCCGAGGAAAAGAAGGAUGGCGUGCCGGUGACCGGCAGGCCGCAUUCCGAUCACUUCCAAGAACAGGCAGAGAUAGACCUUGCUGCCGCGAUCGAUGCUGCACGGGCCGAGGCCGCCGAGGCCGUUGCCGGUGAAAACUUCGAGGGCGCCAUGGAGGCCCUCUCGAAACUCAGGGCUCCGGUUGACAAGUUCUUUGAAGACAUUCUCGUCAAUGCCGAGGAGCCCGCACUCCGGAUGAACCGAUUGCAGCUUCUGGCGGAGAUACGUGAUGCGACCCAUGUCGUAGCCGAUUUUUCCAGGGUGGCCGGAUAA